Messenger RNA from Prorocentrum cordatum, 306 nucleotides. The record is from the annotation of a GenBank genome assembly. Lineage: Eukaryota; Dinophyceae; Prorocentrales; Prorocentraceae.
GAACCCACAGAGCUCGUGAGCUUGCUUGGCAGCCGUGUGCAUCUCCCGUUCGACAGGUUUGUCAAGGUUAAGGCCCACCCCACCCCAGAGCAGCGCCGCUCUAUCGACCCACGUCUCCUCGCGGGCAACAGGUUUGCCGACCAGUGGGCGAAGAAGAUAGCUGCUCUGGGGCGCCUAGAUUUCGAGCGUCGUGAUCGGUGUCGGAAGUUUUCGAGGCUUGUGCGUGCGGUGGGAGAGCAGGUAGGCAGGGCCGCUCCCCUCGCGGCCGCCGACACCGAGCGCCUCACGGCGUCCCAGAUGAAGGCG